Molecule: messenger RNA, 2114 nt
Organism: Nothobranchius furzeri (turquoise killifish)
Lineage: Eukaryota; Metazoa; Chordata; Actinopteri; Cyprinodontiformes; Nothobranchiidae
Product: heparan sulfate glucosamine 3-O-sulfotransferase 3B1
Molecular function (GO): [heparan sulfate]-glucosamine 3-sulfotransferase activity
Source: RefSeq, a predicted model, not a curated record
AGUCAGGGUUUCCUCGCCAGGGAGCCGCAGGGAGAGCACAGACGGAACGGAGCGCGGCAAUGCCCACCUGAUCGGAGCCGGGCUGAGGUUACUGGAGAUGUCUGUAGCUGUUUCUUGACGAAUUCAUAUAAAAUCAGAGGUACACUGGAUAAUCGAGGGAAAUGUGGAGCUCCACCAUGCGUAAUGGGCGCGUUUUUGGCCAAGAGCGGAUCAAGAGAUUGAAGUGUAUCUCCUGAGUUGGUGAUGAAAUCAGCAUGAAGUCGCUUGAUGCGCCGUGUUUCCUAGGCUGUAUCCUGAUCCGGAUUGCGACCCAUGGGAUGUAGUAAAUGGAGAGCUGCGUUCAACUUUGGACACCUGAAGGCGCACAAGCUGUCUGCUUUCUUUACCAUGAUCAUCCUCUUCACUUACUACUUUUACUGUCUCAACGGAUACUGCGACUCCCUCCCCAGACCUGUGUACUACUGCAACCACCAAACCAUCUCACAGGAUGGGCUAGAACCGGAACCGCAGGGCUCGUUCACUGCCUCUCCGGUCUCGUUGGUGCGGAAACAGCUGUCGCACGUGCCAAAGAGCGCAUCUCCUCAAUCGAACAAUAUUUCUAUUUCUAAUAGUUUUGGCAGCAAAAAGUUCCCACAGGCCAUCAUCAUCGGGGUGAAGAAGGGCGGCACGCGGGCUCUGCUGGAGUUUCUACGCAUCCAUCCAGACGUGAGAGCCGUGGGCGCAGAGCCGCACUUCUUCGACCGCUUCUACGAGAAGGGACUGGACUGGUACAGGAACCUGAUGCCUCGUACUCUGGAGGGUCAGAUCACCAUGGAAAAGACUCCAAGUUAUUUCGUCACCAAAGAAGCCCCUCGCCGUGUCCUUUCCAUGAGCCGUCGUACUAAACUCAUUGUGGUGGUGCGAGACCCCGUGACCCGGGCUGUUUCUGACUACACCCAGACCUUGUCCAAAUCCCCUGGACUUCCAUCUUUCCAGAGCCUGACUUUCCACAAUGCCACCACAGGGCUCAUUGACACAUCUUGGAGCGCCGUUCGCAUCGGCAUCUACGCCAAGCACCUGGAGAACUGGCUGCGCUACUUUCCACUCUCGCGUUUCCUCUUUGUGAGUGGGGAACAACUCGUGACGGACCCAGCAGGGGAAAUGGGCCGGGUCCAAGACUUCUUAGGGCUCAAACGCGUGGUGACAGACAAACACUUCUACUUCAACCAGACCAAAGGUUUCCCAUGCCUAAAGAAGCCCGAAGGGAGCAGCCGGCCCCGCUGCCUGGGGAAGUCAAAGGGCAGGCCACAUCCUCAGAUACCGGGUGAGGUCCUGCUCAAGCUUAGAGACUUCUACAGACCCUUCAAUCUGAAGUUCUACCAAAUGACAGGCCACAAUUUUGGCUGGAACUGAAGGACAUCUCACCAAAGCUGUUAAAAUCCCACAAUACCAGCUUUAUGUGGCACCACGUGGCACCACAUUAUAUCUUUGUGGGUUUACAAAAGGCAUCUUUAGAAGGUUUGAUGAAGCUUUGGUCUUUAAAGCCACUUUAGCAAAGGAAAAUGGUCCUAAACACAAGCACAGAACAACAUGUUUUCCAGGGAUUUUUUUUGUUUGUUUUCCCUUAGUUUCUGUCCAAAACACACCACAGGAAUAAAAGAAGAAAAGAAAAGUAGAACAGUCGUGUGAAACAAGGUACCUUCAUGUCAAAAGGCUAUCAGAGCCUAGCGAACCAACCAAGAAUAAUGAAUAAUGGACAAUGCUACUUUCAUAACUAAGAUGGUUGAGACGGGUGAUUAAGUCAACAUCCUUUUUCUUUUCAGGUUUGAGUAAAUUAAAUGAUUUUGUAGUUAACUUUUAAACACAGAUGCAAUAGCUGGUACAAAGGCACCAAACACACACAAAGCUGUUCUUGAGAUGUACGGUUGCUCUUAUUUAUGUCUUCAAAGUAGUGUUCUACAUCUUUACAGAUCUGGAAAGAUUAUUUACAAAAAAAAAUUUCCUGUAUCAUUUAAAUGUACUAAAAUGCAAGUCUGUAUUUUUUUUUAUCUUAAUUUAUUAGACAACAAACUGUUGUAGUGUUUAUUUUUUUCUGAGAAUUUUGUAUUGGAAUUUCUGUUGAAUUCUGACUAAAC